UUAGUACAAUAAACAAUCCAGUCAUAUAUAAGAAUGAAAAUAUUUUUUUUACUCAUUCAUUAGUCAGUUUUACUCAAAUUCCAAAAAUAGAUAAAUUAUGUUUACAAAAAGUAUUAUUAGUGUUCUAACUUUAGCUCUAGUCUUCGCAUCAUUUCAAGCAGAUGUAUACGGAAAAUCACCCAAUAAAAUCACUGGCGGUGUACGAGCAUUUCUUUAUGAGUUUCCAUCGAUCGUAUCAAUACGUUUUUACGGACAACAGCUUUGCGCAGGAGUAUUUAUAACAACAAAACACGUACUAACAGCCGCGCAUUGCCUGGCGGAAGACAACUAUUUCCAAACUGGCGUCGAUUUGUACCCGGCUUCCGAAAUAACCAUAGGGUCGGGGAGCGAUAAUUGCUACUUUCCGAAAGUAAUCCAUAAAAUUAAGGGUUUUAGAAUCCAUCCUCGGUAUCUGGGAUCAUAUAACAGAAAUAUCAAUGACAUUGCCAUCAUAACGUUGGAAAAGCCAAUAAUUCCUAAUCCAUUACAACAAAUAAUAAGAUUACCAAGCGUACAUACUGGAGUUGGUCUACAGUCUGCAGUCGCUGGAUGGGGAACUUCGUAUGAAGGCGAAGGAAAACCAUCAGAAUUACUGAAGAAAGCUUUUGUUAGGACAAUAAGUAAUGCUGAAUGCCAACGUCGUAAUCAUGUUUUUAUUUAUAGUGGACAACUUUGUUGUUCUCAAAAUUAUGGAGUUGGUUUUUGUGACGGUGACAGCGGCGGUCCCCUGGUACACGGCGGGGAAGUUAUUGGUAUCGUAUCAAUGUCGUUUAAUUGCGGUAAAGGGACUCCAGAUGUUUACACCCGAGUUCACUCGUACUUACCAUGGAUAAGAGCAAAUAUCCAGUAAAAAUUUACGACGGCUUUAAUACUUAAUUUUACUGUAUUAUAUAAAUAUAUAUUUUUAUUAUAAAUAAAUAUUUGAUUCCUGUUUUACAAUAAUUUAUUGUUACCUUGCUCAUAUUCACUCUGACAUUAAUUGUUUUUAAUUUAUUAUUUCUUUGAGAACGAAUAAAUUAUAUUUAUAGGUUAUCGGUGAGUAA
Messenger RNA from Microplitis mediator, 1082 nucleotides. Its product is annotated as chymotrypsin-2-like. The coding region runs from base 98 to 889 and encodes 263 amino acids. The transcript is spliced from 4 exons. Gene Ontology annotation, biological process: proteolysis. The record is from RefSeq and is a predicted model, not a curated record. NCBI's taxonomy places the organism in Eukaryota, Metazoa, Arthropoda, Insecta, Hymenoptera, Braconidae. Gene Ontology annotation, molecular function: serine-type endopeptidase activity.